This is a messenger RNA of Trifolium pratense (red clover), 2748 nucleotides long. RefSeq lists its product as uncharacterized. Gene Ontology annotation, biological process: meristem maintenance; meristem development. The record is from RefSeq and is a predicted model, not a curated record. The transcript has 5 exons. Bases 1 to 2748 code for a protein of 915 amino acids. Lineage: Eukaryota; Viridiplantae; Streptophyta; Magnoliopsida; Fabales; Fabaceae.
AUGGCGUCAGGUCCAAAUGUUGGAAAAAUCCUUCCUUCCGCCGGUAAGUGGACCGCCGCCACUCUUUCUUCUUACGAUACGGAUGUGGUUCCAGAACCAUCGUUGCGUCUAGACUUGCAAAAGUUUUGGGAAACUCAAUUGAUCUUUCCUUAUUCUGUUGAUAAUCUUGUGCAUGCGUUUGGGGGACCCAAACCAAGUGAUAAAAGUCGGAAUUCCAAGGUUUUGUCUAUUUUUCCUGUUUAUAAACCUUGUGCUCCUAGGGUUUUCAUCAGUGAACCCUAUAACUUUAGCUAUAUCAAGGCGCCUAACAGAGUGUUUCGAUCGGCUCCUUCUUUGAAUGACCAAUACCUGAGCUGGUUAGACAGGGUACAACGUGAUAAAGCGGAUAUUUGGCAAGCUUGUGGUAUUUAUGACCUUAUUCAGCUCUCUCGGACAGGCCUUAAAUACCAACAAGAGAUGAUUAUUGCGGCUUUACACUUCUUUGAGUCCUCUACCAACACCUUCCACUUCGAAUGUGGCAUGAUGACUCCUACACUGCUGGAUGUUGCUGCCAUUACUGGCUUAUCGCCUCUUGGCGACACUUAUGAUCCUUGCAAAGCUUCCGACACCAUCAAAUUUGAUUUUCGAAACAAGUCUUACUCUAAAUACAUCGUGGAAAAUCGAAAGACUAGCGAUGAAGUAAGUGACGGAGAACACGUUGCUUUCCUAACCUUAUGGCUAUCGCAGUAUGUCUUCUGCACUCAAUCUCUCCAAGUAGCCAAGAAAUUCAUCCCUAUGGCUAUUCAAUUACAUGAAUGCCAGCAAUUCAACUUCGCUCGGCUUAUUCUUGGAUGUCUUUAUGAAUCCAUGAGGGAUGCUUGUGAACACCUUAAAAGAACAGGCGAUGGAUCUACCUUUUUAGGUGCUGGCCCUUUUUGGUUGCUGCAAUUAUGGUUAACUGCCACUUUUCAUGCUGAACUUGACCUUUUCUUACCUGAGCCAUACUAUGAGGAAUCGAGAACACGUCGAGUCGAAGGCACAAGGUUGGCGAGGAUGGUGCCUAGGGAAAGAGGCCUUGGUUAUGAUGUAGCUUUCCAACAGUAUUUUAAUACUUUUCUCAGCCUGAAGAAGUUCAAGCCUAGCUUUGCUCCCUUUGUGGAUAGACCACUUGGUCCUCCUUGGUUUACUCACAGAUUUCCUUCUCCACCAGAAUUCGAGAUGGUAACCAACAACAUUUGGACUGCUUACUUGAUGCCUACAGUCUUGUCUUGUCGAAUUGGCUUGACCUCUGGAGAUUUUGGGUUAGUUGGUUACUUCCCAAACCUGGUGUCUCGCCAAUUUGGCUUAACUCAAAUACUCCCUAAGAGCAUAUAUUUGGAAGAGAGGGAGGUUUGUUUAGGCAAGCAUGGCAUGACAGAACCACAGUUCCAUUCAUUCUUGAACCAUUUCAAUCAGCCUUCUUAUGAGCUUACCCCAUUCGACUUCGCUCCCUCACAUGCCUGCACUAGGGAAUUUUUUACCUGGUGGUCUCGACACUAUGAAGGACGCCUGGUCGACAAGACUGCCUUGCUUACCGCUAUCUCUAAUGGGUUCGACUCAUCUAUUUUGAACAAGAUUAAGUCGAAAUUGAACGCCAGAGGGAGUAAGUCGAAGGCGGGUUCCAGCAACUCUAGCAAGCCUCUUCCUCCACCAUCUAAGGUUGAACUAAAGAUUGCUUCACGCAAGAGGCCUCCUUCAACCGAAACUCCUUCUGUUUCAAAGAAACAAAGGCCUAUUCCUGCCACUUGUUCGAGUGCUCCAGAUAAGGAUAUUCCUGUUCUCUCGACCAUCCCCGAGCAGACUAACGUUGCUACCACUCAAGAUCUUUUUCCUAGUGCUGAACCCAUUACUGAUGAGAAAAAGAAAAAGAAGAAGAAGAAGAAAGAACACCAACCCAACCAAGAAAGUACUCCUGAGCGCAAGUCCUCUGAGAUUGAGGCACAACCUGAUACUCUGGCAUCACCUGAGGACCCUCCUUUGGAACAAUCGGAGAGGAAGAAAAAGAAGCAGAAAAAAUCUCCUGCUGCAGCUACUGUUGUCGAGGCUUCUGCUACUGCAAAAGAAACAACUCCACAACCUGAAGCUUCUGCUACCCCUCAAACCCAACCACAAAACUCUGCUCAAGUUAUUCCUCAGGAUGAGCCUGCUCUUAGCAAAGCGGCUGAGGGGGUGGUCGAAGGACCAAGCGAUGCGCAUCCUGAAGAUGUUGCAGAAAAAAUCUCAUCUCCUCAGCCUCUCGAAACGGCCAUUCCUACUGAAACCUCAUCACCGCCCAAGGCUCCUAGCUCGCCUCACCGCGCUUUCGAAGAUGACAAUCUUAAGCCUAACAAUGAAGAAGACCAACUCGAUCGAAACCUACCACAACCGAACCCUUCGACACAUCCUGCCCAAGUAUUGGCCAAUAAUGAUCCUCCAACCAACUUUCAAGCUGACCCUAUUGCUAGUAUUGAACAAAGGCCAACAGUUGAUGGUGAGCACUCCACUACCAAUCAACCACAACCAAGUGGGUCAAACCAUGAAUCUAGUUCACCCAGUGCUGGCACUUUCGACUCUGAAGAUGGGAACUCCUAUAUUGGUGAUUCACUUGGUGAAGAGGGAACUUCCGUGUCGAAGCCACUUCCCACUGUUGUCCUGCCAGCUGAACUUGCUAAAGAGUUAAAAGAUUUAACUCCAGUCGACGCACUUAACAAGCUUUUAUCAAGCCAUGGCACCUCUAGCUCCGCUGUUUAG